AUGCGACUCAAGAUGGAGCACGCGGAGCAGAUGGAGGAAGAGGACAAAGACAAAACAUCUGAAGACCUCUCAGGACAGAGUCAGCUGGAGGAAAAUAUCUCUAUUCAUACCAUCUGGCGCAGCCCCAGCCUGCUGAGACUCAGCCAGGAGGUGCCCGGCUCAAACGGCAGCAUGGCCCGAGACGCCAUAGGAGGGGCAGAUGACCACCCUCAGCACGCGUCUCCUGCCCCAUCAGCGGACUCAGACGUGGAGCCAGCAGCUUUUUGCCUGGCCGGAGGUCCUGGGGACCAGGGGCACAGCCAUGGCUGUCGUGUCUUCCUCACCCUAGCUGCGCUGGGCAUUGUCCAGAACACACUGCAGCCGGGUGAAGAGCUGCACGUGGCCACGUACAGGCUCGUGCAGCACCUCGCACAGCAGCUGAGCUGGAAGAUGACUCAGCUGCUGCAGGAUAUAGAGCAGACCCAGGAGCAGAAUGGGGUGGCCAGGAAAGUCUUGCUCCUCGCUACCUCCCAGCAACGGUGGUUCUGGGCCUCUGCUCUUGGGGCAGGAGCCCUGCUCCUGCUCCUGUGGCUCUGCUGGAGGACCAGAAAAAGGAGCCAUAAGCCAGGAAGUGGCUGCAAGCAGGUCAGCCCUGGAAGUCAAGGCGAGGAGGAGGAGGAGGAGGAGGUAGAAGAAGACGGCGACGAUGACGACGACUCUGGUGGCACAGGGGAUCUGGGCAGAUGUGUGGUCGAUCGCAUCCAGUGGCCAGUGUCGUACAUGGCUGACACGUGCAAGUUGGUGGAGGAGCUGGUAGAUGAGCUUCUUAGUGCCUGCCAAAGACUUUCCGGGAAUAACUUCAAGCCACGGCUGCAGCCAGCCAUUGGGGUGGGCUGUGUCUAUGAAGGGUGGAGUGCCUGGGAGGACAAUGUCCUCUACCGCCUGCUCGUGCCCCUGCAGCCUCCCCCUGGGCACGCCUUCUGCUUGGAGCCGGGCACCGCAAAGGAGACGCUGACCAGCGACUCCUGCCUCCGUGUGCAGCUGCAGUGCAUGUGCCUAAGGGAGCAGCUGGUGGAGGACGUACUGUGCUUCCUCCACCACAGCAAGGAUGAGCUGAAAAGUCAAGGCCCCAGCCUUCUCAACACCCUUUGCACCGACUCGUACUUAGACAUCGAGAAAACCGCCUGCUGGUUCCAGAUGUUGGUGAAAGACGCCUGGAAGCUUGUGCCUCAGUCACGCUGCUGCCAGCUGACAGUGCUGCCUACUACACGCUCCUGCAAGCUCAGGCUAACGAAUGGACAGGAAACCUUGUCCAUUCAGGUGAUUUUUGUGCCGCUAGACGACUCAGACUCCUUCCUGAGCCUUGAGUAG
Messenger RNA from Gymnogyps californianus (California condor), 1350 nucleotides. Its product is annotated as inositol 1,4,5-trisphosphate receptor-interacting protein-like 1. Gene Ontology annotation, cellular component: membrane. The record is from RefSeq and is a predicted model, not a curated record. Lineage: Eukaryota; Metazoa; Chordata; Aves; Accipitriformes; Cathartidae.